Messenger RNA from Ctenopharyngodon idella (grass carp), 1661 nucleotides. RefSeq lists its product as uncharacterized. Bases 118 to 651 code for a protein of 177 amino acids. Gene Ontology annotation, biological process: cell surface receptor signaling pathway; T cell costimulation; cellular response to lipopolysaccharide. The transcript is spliced from 4 exons. NCBI's taxonomy places the organism in Eukaryota, Metazoa, Chordata, Actinopteri, Cypriniformes, Xenocyprididae. The record is from RefSeq and is a predicted model, not a curated record. Gene Ontology annotation, cellular component: external side of plasma membrane.
CAGACCUUUAGUGAGGCAAGAGCUGCGCCUGCGCAGUGCGCAAAAAAGAUGGAUAAGCGUCUUUGUGUUAUUUCAGCUGAAAUUUCUGCUUAACUUCUACAAUAACUAUCAGUUUACAUGAUUAUAAAUUUGUACAUCAUGACCAGAAGUGUGUUGCUCAUCUGUUUCUUUAUACUGCUUUUGAAUGAAGUGUUUGCAAAGGAAAGCGUCCCAACAGUUCAGGGUUUUAUCGGCGAUUCGGUCGUUUUGCAGUGUCAUUCUGGUAAUGUACAACUUAAAUCCAUUACAGCACACUGGAGAUAUAAUGAUAUCAAGAAUGUUUACGACAUAGAAGACGGCAAAGUGUCGAUUGUGGAUCAAGACCGAGUGUACAGAGACAGAACUGAAAUGUUUCCUGCAGAAUAUAUGAAAGGAAACUUCUCCCUCAAACUCGGGAAACUUCAAAACACUGACGGAGGGUCGUACUGCUGUUUCAUCGCUAACAUCGCUUACAUUAAUAAACAGCAGUGCACACAGCUUCAAAUAAAAGAGAAACCAAGGGGAAUCCAAGAGAAACCAGACUCAAACCGUGGUGUUGAAUCCAAAGCAGAGAGGAUUGUCUCUCUGUUGUUCCAUUUCUUCGCUGUUUCUAUUUUGCUAUGUGUGCUUUAAGAGCAGAGCUACAGCGAGCUAUUACUGUUACAAAAUAUGUUGAAUUAGGACUGUUACCUAGUCUGUUCUCACUUGACCAGAGUGGGAACCGCAAAAUUAUCUUGUAUGUAGUUCAUUAAGAUGUAACCGAGACACAUUUAGACACAUACAACAUAUCUGACAUGUUAUAGAUCUCAAGUCAGGGCAGAUUCAGUAUAGAUACAGUCUGUUCACUGGGCUGCACUUUAGAUACCUCCAUUCAGCUGGAAAACACUGAAAAUGCGGCUUUCCAGAACAUUUCCAGUGGACAAAAACAAUAAAUGUUGGUUGUAAAAAUGGCAUUAAAGGGAUAGUUCACCCAAAAAUGCAAAUUCUGUCAUCAUUUACUCACCCUCAAGUUGUUCCAAAUCUGUAUAAUUUUCUUUGUUCUGGUGAACACAAAGGAAGAUAUUUUGAAGAAAGUUUGUAACGAGGCCACUUUGGGGCACCAUUGACUCCCAUAGUAGGAAAAAAACUACUAUGGAAGUCAAUGGUGCCCCAAAACUGUUCAGUUUAACACAUUCUUCAAAAUAUUUUCCUUUGUGCUCAGCAGAACAAAGAAAAUUAUACAGGUUUGGAACAACUUGAGGGUGAGUAAAUGAAGACAGAAUUUGCAUUUUUUGGGUGAACUAUCCCUUUAAGACUUCACAGCCUCGUUUCCAUUCACAUCAGUUAAAAUAUGCCAUCUACCCUGACAAGGUCAAUCACUUGAGUUUUUCAGUAAUCUUGAAAAUUUUAUUGCAGUGCUUUUGAUAAUGCUUUUGUCUUAUAGUUGAAUUCUAUAUUCUUUACAAUGUAUAAACUACUUUUAUUUAUAUAUCUUGUUUAAUUUAAAAUAAUUUAUUUUAUAUUUAAUUUAUUAAGCCUAUUUAUUUUAUUUAACGGGUAAAGUUACACUUAACUUAUUCAAACAUUUGUUAUGUAAACCUGUUAAAACUUGUUGUGUAACAGUAUGCUGUCUGGAGUGCAAAUAAAUUUGUUCUUGGAACUUG